Diplodia corticola is the source of this 909-nucleotide messenger RNA. Its product is annotated as transcription elongation factor s-ii. Lineage: Eukaryota; Fungi; Ascomycota; Dothideomycetes; Botryosphaeriales; Botryosphaeriaceae. The transcript is spliced from 2 exons. Gene Ontology annotation, molecular function: RNA polymerase II transcription regulatory region sequence-specific DNA binding; zinc ion binding. Gene Ontology annotation, biological process: transcription elongation by RNA polymerase I; regulation of mRNA 3'-end processing; DNA-templated transcription. Gene Ontology annotation, cellular component: nucleus. The coding region runs from base 1 to 909 and encodes 302 amino acids. The record is from RefSeq and is a predicted model, not a curated record.
AUGCCCAUGGACGCGAAGGAGGUCGAGUCCCACGGCCGCGCCAUCACAAAGGCCCAGGCCGCAGGCGAGCCCGGUUCGUCGCUCAUCAAGCUUCUCGAUGAUCUGCAUACCGGCGUCAAGGCCACCGAGGACCUGCUGCGCUCGACAAAGAUUGGCAUCAUUGUCAACAAACUCAAGACCAACAAGGACCCCAAUGUCGCGAAGAAGGCUAGCGAGCUCGUCUCCAAGUGGCGCGCCGACGUGAAAAAGGCCGGUGCCGACCGUUCCUCAACCCCGAAGACGCAGAAUGGGACCCAGUCACCCGCCUCCCAGGCGGCUGCUUCGCCUGUGCCGGUUGCGAAGCCCAAGCCCAAGCACAACGUCCCGCUCGACAAGCGCAACGUUGACACCGACGGCGUGGAAUGGAGACUUACCGGCAGCGCUAUCCGCGACAACUGCCUGAAGAUGAUGUACAACGCCUUGGCUUUGAACGUUGAGGAUGCUGCCAAGUCCGUUCUGAGCGUAGCCCGAGACGUCGAACUCGCCGCGUACAACAAAUACCAACCAGAAACCUCAGCCGCCUACAAGGAACGUAUGCGCUCGCUAUUCCAGAACAUCAAGAACAAGUCCAAUCCUGGACUGCGCAAGCGCGUGCUUGCCGGUGAGAUUCCUCCGGCCAAAUUCGUCGUCAUGUCAAGCGAGGAACUCAUGUCUGCGGAGCGUCGCGCCGAGGCGGAACGACUGGAGAGGGAGAACAUGAACAAGGCUAUGGUUGCUCAGGCGGAGAGGAGUAUCAGUAGCAGCUUGACGUGCGGCAAGUGCGGUCAGAAGAAGGUCAGCUACAGCCAGGCCCAAACCCGCUCUGCCGAUGAACCUAUGACGACGUUCUGCGAGUGCACGGUUUGCGGCAACCGCUGGAAGUUCUCCUGA